Messenger RNA from Dermacentor albipictus, 2237 nucleotides. RefSeq names its product sialin-like. Gene Ontology annotation, cellular component: membrane. Gene Ontology annotation, molecular function: transmembrane transporter activity. Gene Ontology annotation, biological process: transmembrane transport; monoatomic anion transport. NCBI's taxonomy places the organism in Eukaryota, Metazoa, Arthropoda, Arachnida, Ixodida, Ixodidae. The record is from RefSeq and is a predicted model, not a curated record.
UCAACGCAUGCGAGAAACAAAACACGAUCACGUGAACGGGAGCGCUUGAACGUCUGCUUUGGUCUGCUAUCCGUCCGCGCAUCUGUUUGUAUGAGAUUCUGGCGCUUUGAAUUCCUGCGCUAGAGCUAGGCAUAUUCCAGGAAUUCAAAACAGCCGUCCAAGGCCUCGUAAAUGCGCGACUGUUUCGGCAAGCACAAUUGAACUGUCGCAAGAUACCACAGCAUCGUCCCUGCGUUCUCGGUCAUCACUGCAGUGAAUCAUGGAAUCCCCCGACGACUUUCCAAACGUGUCGAUCAUGAUACGACGAAGACGUUUUCAAGUCCGUCAUCUCAUGCUCCUCAUGAUCUCUUUGGGCAUUUUCUUGGUUUACUCCAUGAGGGUAAAUCUCAGUGUGACCAUCAUUGCCAUGAUCAACAGCACAGCCACGCGGGGGAAUGAGAGCAAAGUGUUGACUUCUGAAUGUCCCGUCUCUCCCGACAAUGACUCUUCGCUCUCCAAUCAAAGUGACAUUCCUAGUGGAGAGUUCCUCUGGGACCAAGAAACACAAAGCUAUGUGCUCAACGCCUUCUUUUAUGGUUACAUUGUGACACAAAUCCCUGGAGGCUGGCUCUCUGAAGUUGUAGAUCCAGGAUGGGUCUUUGUUGGUGGAAUUGCUAUCACUUCUCUUCUUACACUUGCUACAGCUGUUGUCGCAAGAGCUAGCUUUGCUGCAUUCCUGGUUCUUCGGGUUCUGGAAGGAAUUGCUGAGGGGGUAACGUACCCAUCCAUGUAUGCCCUACUUGCCCGGUGGUCACCCGUCAACGAGCGAAGUAUGAUGGCUGGCAUCAGCAAUAUUGGAAGCCUCUUGGGUACUGUGGUCACACUACCACUGUCGGCUAUGCUCUGCAAGCAUGGCUUCGCAGGGGGCUGGCCGUCUGUCUUUUACCUCACAGGACUCCUGGGUGUUGUGUGGUCCAUAUUUUGGGUACUUCUAGCUUCUGGCAGUCCUGAAAGACACAAGUUCAUCUCAAUGGAGGAACGCAUCUAUAUAGUUCAUUCUCGGGACGCCAACUUCUCAGAGCACAAGCCGGUGCCUUGGCUCAGCAUACUGACAUCGAGGGGUGUGUGGCUUUGUGCUCUAGUUAAGUUUUGUGCAAGCUGGAGCUUUUAUACCUUGCUCACGGAGCUUCCAAGCUACUUGUCCAAUGUGCUGCACUUUGAUAUUCAAAAGGAUGGUUUCAUGAAUGCCAGCAUAUACUUGGGCCAAGCACUUGUUGGAAUACUUUGUGGCUUCAUGGCUGACAAGCUUCACAAAAAGCAAGUCCUUGGUGUAACCGCCAUAAGAAAGACCUUCGAGUGUGCAGGACUUGCUGCAGUAAGUGUCGGACUGGUUGCAGUGACGUUUGCCCGGUGCGAUUGGGUGGCUGCCUAUGUGGCGCUUCUGCUCUCCAACACGUGUGCUGGCAUCCUCUAUGGUGGUGAUGCUGUCCUGCCUAUUGACCUCGCACCUGAUUUUGCUGGUGCUGUCAUGGGACUCACAAACUGCAUUUCCAAUACUGCUGGAAUUUUCGCACCUCUUGUAGUUGGCUACCUGACAGAAAGCAAUGAGACCAUUGCACGGUGGAAUGCCGUGUUUUACAUUGCUGCUGCGAUGUGCGCCUUUGGAGCCGUGGUAUUCUUGGCAUUCGGCACGGCGGAAGUGCAACCGUGGGCACAUCAGCAGGCCACUCCUCUUGGGGGCUCAGCGGCUGUGCUCGUUCCUAGCGAUGAACUUCUUGACGACGAUCCACUAGAGGGCUCAAAGGAUGCAAGGUCUUACUGCCACUGACAGCAUUUAACGGUGUGCCUUACAGCGUCAGUUAGCACAGUGGACUGCUUUGUUGGUGCUGACUGACCUUUUCUUUCUCUCUAUUCCUUGGAGGUGCGAGAGUAGUGUUCCUGCUGAUAUACUGUGAUACCAACAACCAUGUCUUAUGUGGCGUUUAAUUUGCCAGGCUCCCCCUAAGGAAAGCUUUCAAAGUUUUCCUGCUAAGUGCACAAGAGCCCAGUUAGUUUUUAGAGCAUCAAGUAGUAUGCUUACUAUGUACAUUUAGUCUCUUCCCGUACAGAAGCAUUCUUUGGUUUUGUAAUUUCGUGCAUUCUUUACUUUCCUCAAAGAUUCACUUGAAGACUGUUUGCUUGUUGUGAUGCCCACUGCAGUGAUGCAAGCACUUUUGUGCCCUGCAUUUAUGCUUAAUGCAUUUUAUUUUUUCUCAUCA